Molecule: messenger RNA, 1413 nt
Organism: Mycetomoellerius zeteki
Lineage: Eukaryota; Metazoa; Arthropoda; Insecta; Hymenoptera; Formicidae
Product: DNA polymerase-like
Exons: 1
Coding region: 1-1413 (470 amino acids)
Biological process (GO): DNA replication
Molecular function (GO): DNA-directed DNA polymerase activity; nucleotide binding; DNA binding
Source: RefSeq, a predicted model, not a curated record
AUGGAAGAUUUCGAUCUUUUCACACGUAAAGGUGUAUUUCCAUACGAAUACGUUGACUGUAUCGAAAAGUUAGAAGAAACUGAGUUACCAUCGCGCGAAUUAUUUUAUAGCUCACUGACAGGUGAUACGGUUUCCGAGAGUGAUUACGCACACGCCGUGAACGUAUGGCAGCGGUUCUCCAUCCAAACGCUCGGCGAAUAUAGUGACCUAUAUUUAAAAACGGAUGUUUUGUUGUUGGCUGAUAUUUUUGAAAAUUUUCGCGACAGUUUCGUGGCGAGUUAUGGACUCGAUCCUACAUAUUACUAUACACUACCGGGUUUUACGUGGGACGCGAUGUUGAAACAUACUCGUGUCAAUUUUGAACUUCUUACCGAUGUUGACAUGGUUCUAUUUAUCGAACGUGGUAUACGUGGAGGUCUGAGCCAAUGUUCGAACAGAUAUGCGCGGGCCAACAACAAGUACAUGCAGUCGUACGAUCCAUCGAAACCGUCGACGUAUCUUAUGUACUUUGACGUUAACAACUUGUACGGCUGGGCAAUGUGUCAACCAUUGCCAUACGCCGAUUUUCGAUGGGUCGAUGACGUAGACAAUUUUAACGUUAUGGGUGUCGCGUUAGAUUCGCCAACUGGCUAUAUUCUCGAGAUGGACUUGGAGUAUCCAGAACAUCUCCAUGACGUUCACGUGGAUUUACCGUUCUGUCCAACGCGCGAUAAACCACCCGGCAAGCGAGAAGACAAGCUCCUUGCGACAUUAUAUGAUAAAAAGCGUUACGUAAUUCAUUAUCGCAAUCUACAACAAUGUAUUCGUCACGGUUUCUGUAUCGCAAAGGUUCACCGUAUACUGCAAUUCACACAAUCUCUGUGGCUUCGCGAUUGUAUUGAACUCAACACAAAAUUUAGAACUUUGGCAAAGAAUGAAUUCGAGAAAAAUUUAUACAAACUGAUGAACAAUGCGGUUUUCGGCAAGACCAUGGAGAAUGUGCGCAACCACGUCGACGUGCGUCUUAUAACGCGUUGGGAUGGGAGAUACAGUGCAGAGGCAAUGAUCGCAAAACCAAACUUUCAUAGUAGAAGCGUUUUUUCUGAAAAUCUGGUCGCGAUAGAAAUGAGUAAACUCGAGGUGAAGUUCGACAAACCGAUAUACGUAGGUAUGUGUAUCCUAGACAUAUCUAAGACAUGUUUGUAUGAAUUUCACCACGAGUAUAUGCUACCGCUGUAUCGUGAGAAAUGUAAAAUUAUGUACACCGACACAGACAGUCUCAUUUACUACAUCGAGUGUGACAACGUAUAUGGUGUUAUGAAGCGUGAUAUUAACAAAUUUGACACUAGCGAUUACGCGAUCGCGAGCGGAAUACCGUAUGCAUCGACAAUGCAUACGGUAUUCGACUCACGAAUAAAAAAGUUCCGGGCUUGA